AUGCAGGCGUCGCUGGCGCGUUUCUCCCUUUCCCGCCUGCCGCCAAGCGUGGCGAGGGCGGCGCUGGGAGCAGCGUGGGUGGCGGGAUGGGCGGGGCUGUGCGCGUGGGUGGUGUGGUUCGCGCACUCGCAGGCCGCCAAUCCACGGGAGGAGGCGAUGCGAGCGUGGUGUCGCACGCGCGUGCGAUACCUCCAGCAGGACAUCCUAUCGUCCGUCUCCCGCGCGCAGCAGCAGCAACAUACCCACACCCCCCUUUCACCCCUUCCUCCCUAUCUCCCGACCCGCCUCACUGUGCAGGAGGCAAUCGGGCUGAUAAGCGCCCUGGGACACUUUGGGCCGCGCAGCAGCAGCAACUUGAGCUACUGGGGGCUGGCGGGGUGCGUGAACAUUAAGUCCAUGGCGGACUAUAACCUCCACGCGGAUGAAAUAGGCAACUUCAGCACUGGCACUGUCAUCAUGGUCGUCAGCGACCGAGACAGGCCCCUUGUGGAGAGAAUGAUAGGCCAUCCAAUCCAGUCAGUGCUGGGCCUGCCCGCCCCAAGGAAGGAUCUGUACGGAGUGAACGUGUAUGGCAGCAUCAACCCCACCUUUCCCGUGCAGCCCUUCACCGACUUCUUCCCUCUCAUCCCUCCGGAUCUCCUCACCAACCUGCUAAGGGGGCAGACCAUUGCCGGCGCGCCGCUCUCCGCUGGGCCCGGAUACGUGGCUAUAGUGUUUGUGGUUCCCAUCUUCCGCCAUCCUGUGCCAGCCAGUGCAUCUCUGCAAGAAAUCAAAAACAGCAUCGGCAUUGCGUGGGCCGGCGUGGUUCAUCUGGAAUGGAGGGCGCGGGAAUUACUGCGCAUGCUUGAAAAUGGCACCAGCACAUACUCAUUUGCCAUGUACGACAACACAGAACCAGGCGUACUGAAGCAGAUAUACGGCCCAGACGCGCCACGAUUGGAAAGCGGUUCUGCCUUCCCCUUUGUCCUGCCCACGACUACGGUUGCGCCACCCGAGCAUGUGGAGCCUUUCCCCGAGAACAUGAUGGGACGCACAUUCGAAGCACACUGCGGGUUCCAGGUUCCCCCGCCUACUUGGGACCUCGUGUAUGCUCCCAUGCUGCUGGGCCUGCUGGUGCUACUAGUGGCAGUGCUGCUGUCCAUCAUGAUCGCAGUGCUGGCUUGGAAAAGGAGAAAUAUAGAGGCGGAUGUGAAGGAGAUUCAGAUAUGCACGGCCAUCUUGGAGCGAGCUGAGCGGUCCAAGAGUGAGGCGGUGGCCAACGUCUCUCAUGAGCUGCGCACCCCAAUCAUUGGCAUGAUGGGUGAGAAAGAGCAUGUUUUGAGAAUACAUGCUUGCAUUGCACCAGUUGCUAUUGUCCUCUUUUGGAAUGCAUACUCCUUAUCCCCCAUAGGCAUGAUAGAGGAAUUGUUGGAGUCAUCGUUGGAGGAGUGGCAGCGGGCAGACCUGGUGGAUGCGAGGGUGUGUGCGGGCGAGACAGUGGAGCUUAUCAACCGAGUGUUGGACCUCGCCAAGCUGCAGGCCGGCCGGCUGCAGCUCGAGACUCUCCCCUGCUGCCUGCGCCGCAUCGUUCGUGAGGCAACUGCAUUUGCGCCAGGCAAAAAUAUACCAGUCACAUUCCAUGUGGAUGACAAUGUUCCGGAAACUCUACUCGGCGAUCCAACUCGGCUCUUGCAAGUCAUGGCAGAAAUUGUCGCGAGUGCCAUGAACAAUACGGCAACAGGCCACAUAACCAUCCACCUCUGGUGCAUCCCUCCUCCACACGUCACCACCACGCCACCUCCACCCGCUGCUGCCUCAGGCGCCAAGCAAGCCUCCUCUGAGGCGCCCCCAGCGACCUCAGCUCGGCAUCAGCUGGCCGGCUGUGUGCGGCGCUUCCCUCCUCCCACCCGCCUGCUCUGCCACCCUCAGCGGCCCCCAGCCAGCCAAAGGGGGCCCGUGGGCAACGGCGGUGGGCAGGCGUGCUGCAGAGACGGUGUAGGCAGUGCAGAUGACAGGCAAGGGGAGAGUGGACGGUUGGAGGAGGAGGUGAGGGAGUGGGUGGAAGGGGCGUGUGCGGUGAGGGAGGAGGGCGAGUGGAUGGUGGUGGUGGCGUGUGAAGACACGGGCGGUGGUAUUCCACCCGAGGAGCUGUGGGGGUUGCUGGACCCACAUGGCACGCAUGGCAGCGGGCAACAUAAAGUCAUGGAGAGAAUACGGUCGCUGGGGAGGGCAGAGUCAUGGAAGGGGCUGGGGAGGACAGACUCAAAGAAGGGCCUGGGGAGGUUGUCAUCGUGGCGACAAAGGGAGCGCAGCACGUGGGAUCCGUUGCAGCGCGAUCGCAAGGCAGCUGCUGGCCCCCGCUGGACGCCCUACCCUGUUCGCUUCCUGCUCUCCACCUCCCUUGUGGCGGAGAUGCGGGGGGGCAUGGCAGUGCUGUCAGACGCCGCCACAGGCACCACCAUUCUGCUGGCGCUGCCCAUGGGGGAACAGAAGGACUCCAGCAGCACGGAAGAUGAGGAGCGGAGCAGGGAGGAAUGCGGCGAGUCAGAAGGGGCUAGUGAGGAGCGUUUGGAGCGGCGGAGCGGAUCGCAGGAAGGCAUGGAAGGGCCAGCCAAGGGUGCCACUGCGCAACCAGCAGCACCACAGCAGCGGCAGGCAGCAGGGGCACGAGCGCUGGUGCAUGCGCACACGUUUCCGCAAUCGGAGGUGGAGGAGGCCGGGGCGGGAGUGGAUGGUGCGAGGGAGGCGGAGCGGGUGGUGCGGGGGGUGGUGGCGGGGCGGGGGGUGGCGGUGGUGGAUGACAACGCGGUGAACCGCAUGGUGGCAAGGAGAACGCUGCAGGGCUACGGGGCGCACGUGCUGCUGCUGUGCUCCGGAGAGGACGCGCUGCAAGCGCUCUCCUCUGCUCACCUCUCCUUGCCUCAAGAGGCGCUCUCCUCUGCCACGCCCUCCCCGCCCAUCCACCUGCUGCUCCUCGACCUCCACAUGCCGCCCGGCAUGGACGGGUCCGUCCCUUGCUCCGCCUCUCACCUCUUCUCUGUGCUGCAACCUGUUUGCAUUCUGCACACCCGGACAAUUGCGUACUGCAUAUGUUGUGGCUGUGCUUUUCUGCGCACGUUUGUGUUUACAUCUUCAUUUACUCCUUUUGUUGCCACUAUUGGGCCGUUGGGUUCAUCAGAUUUGAAACGGCUCGUCAACUGCGAGCCAUGGAAGACGCACAGCAGAAGAAGGUUAAAGCGACUGCGGAAAUUUGUGAAUUAG
Messenger RNA from Closterium sp. Yama58-4, 3240 nucleotides. The record is from the annotation of a GenBank genome assembly. Lineage: Eukaryota; Viridiplantae; Streptophyta; Zygnematophyceae; Desmidiales; Closteriaceae.